CGCGCAUCCAAGAAUGGGCGCCGCGGGGUCCGUCGUCGUCGAGACGGCGCCACCGACGCCCGUGCUCACACCGCGCGUGCUCGCGGCAGCGCAGACGAAGACGCGCCUCGCGCCCGAUGAGCUCGAGAUCCUCGGGAGCCACUUCCGCCGGGCGAUGGACGGCGGUGCCAUCUCGAGCGAGCCGGGAGCACCAGGAAUUGACGUGCGCAAGUUUCAAGGCGUGCUUGGCCUUCCCGAGAAGGAGUCGCUGUAUGUCGACCGCAUCUUUGCGCUCAUGGAUACGAACAAGGACGGACUCAUUUCGUUUGACGAGUUUACGCACGUCGUCACGCUCCUCUCGACGAAAGCACCGCUCGCCGAGAAGAUUGCGUUCUCGUUUGCGAUCAUGGACUUGGACGGCGACGGGAAGCUCUCCAAGACCGACGUCCACGAUGUCCUCCUCGCGAGCAUUUCGGAAAACAGCAUUUUGCUCACGAACGACCAAGUCGCACUCAUCAUCGAGCGCACGUUCGCCGACGUCGAUGUCGACGCGGACGGGUGCAUUAGCCUCGACGAGUACAGCGCGCUCGUGGGUCGCAGCGAUGGCAUGCUCACGCACUUGACACUCAACUUGUCGUACCUCCUGAAUCUCACAACGACGCCCAUGGCCGUGCUUGGUGAGAAGUAACAGUGUAAUAAAAGUGCCUGUAGAAAACGC
Messenger RNA from Saprolegnia parasitica CBS 223.65, 697 nucleotides. RefSeq lists its product as hypothetical. The transcript has 2 exons. The record is from RefSeq and is a predicted model, not a curated record. Gene Ontology annotation, molecular function: kinase binding; calcium ion binding. Lineage: Eukaryota; Oomycota; Saprolegniomycetes; Saprolegniales; Saprolegniaceae. Bases 14 to 667 code for a protein of 217 amino acids. Gene Ontology annotation, biological process: calcium-mediated signaling.